Messenger RNA from Aspergillus viridinutans, 426 nucleotides. RefSeq lists its product as uncharacterized. The coding region runs from base 1 to 426 and encodes 141 amino acids. The record is from RefSeq and is a predicted model, not a curated record. The transcript is spliced from 2 exons. NCBI's taxonomy places the organism in Eukaryota, Fungi, Ascomycota, Eurotiomycetes, Eurotiales, Aspergillaceae.
AUGGAGGCCAACCGUCACGAGCGUGGAAGUGUUGUCCGGCUCACCUACUUUCCGGAAAUCCAGACCCUGAUCGUGAAAGUCCCAUCUCGUGAGCAUGAAAUAGCCCAACCAAAUAUCGGCCAGCUUCUAACCCGCAAAGUGCCCACUCCUAAGGAAGAAGAUGCAAAAGCUCACGAAGUCGGACAGCCCACUACCUGCAAAAUCGUCGGCCGAUGGCCAACGAUGCUCUUCUUUCCUGAGAAGGAAGACUUCCACGGACCGUUCACCAUUGACUCGGGCUACGGCUGUGAGACCGUCGGCCCGAUGAGCGAUUAUUUGGAUGAGGACAGGAUGCGAGAGAAGAUGGGUGAUAAUCUGCCGGGGGCUAUCGAGUCCAUCCCGUCUUCGCCUCUGGCUCUUGCUGUGUCGACCCCAGCCCACGCAUGA